AUGCAGUCCUCCCGCUGUCGAUUCAGAGACCUCGUCCCCACAGCCCACCUAGGAACCUGGAAACCCGGCCCCAAAAACGGCAUCACCGAUGUCCCCGGCGUCAAAGCCCACACCACAACCAUCCGCACCGCCAACGGCAACAUCAACACCGGCGUCACAACCAUCACCCCCCGAGAUGACUGGUUCCAUCAAGCCUGUCCGGCAGGCAUGUUCCGCUUCAACGGGUCCGGAGAAAUGACCGGCUCGCACUGGAUCCAGGAAACAGGUCUCCUACACUCACCCAUCCUCAUCACUAACAGCUUCGCCGUCGGCCCUUGCUACACCGGUAUAUAUAAAUACGCAAUUCACCACUACGGCCAAGGUGAAUCUGGUGUAGACUGGUUCCUGCUGCCCGUUGUGGCAGAGACGUUUGACGGACAUCUCAACGACCUGCGCCACUUUGCCGUCACGCCGGACCACGUAUUCGAGAGUCUGGGCAAGGUAUCUGCCGAUCCCGUCCCCGAGGGCAACGUCGGCGGCGGAACGGGCAUGAUGUGUCAGGGCUUCAAGGGCGGCACCGGCACAAGCAGUCGAGUUGUGCCGGGAGUUAGCUCCGAUAAAGACACAUCAUACACAGUGGCAGCUCUCGUGCAAGCCAACUACGGAAGAAUGCAACAUCUACACAUGUGCGGCAUUCCCGUGGGACGAAUCCUCGCAGCCGACGCGGAGAAGAAUGCCACACAAGCAGCCAAAAAGGCAGAGUACGAUGCGGCCAAGGAUUCUAAAGACGGCUCCAUCAUCAUCAUUCUGGCUACUGACGCGCCAUUGCACCCCACACAGCUGGAGAGGCUGGCGAAACGGGCUACAGUUGGACUCGCUCGCGUAGGAGGAUACGGACACAACCCGUCGGGAGAUAUAUUCCUGGCCUUUUCGACGGGGAACAGUAUUCCUGUGCAGACGGUCACGGGCCAGCAUAGAGCGGUGGACCCGUUCAAGGCGAGGGAGCUGGAUAUGAAGUUUAUUGAUGACCAGUCUAUCAAUGGGCUGUUGGAGGCGGCGGCUGAUGCGACCGAGGAGGCUAUUUACAAUGCUUUGUGUAUGGCGGAGACGAUGACGGGGAAUAUGGGACGGACGGUCGAGGCGCUUCCUUUGGAGAGGGUGGCGGAGAUAAUGGGGAGGUUUGGGGAGACGGAGAGUAGUUUGCGGGGGGCUUGA
Pochonia chlamydosporia 170 is the source of this 1194-nucleotide messenger RNA. RefSeq names its product peptidase family T4 protein. The record is from RefSeq and is a predicted model, not a curated record. NCBI's taxonomy places the organism in Eukaryota, Fungi, Ascomycota, Sordariomycetes, Hypocreales, Clavicipitaceae. The transcript has a single exon. Bases 1 to 1194 code for a protein of 397 amino acids. Gene Ontology annotation, molecular function: aminopeptidase activity.